UUUGUUCAGAGGGUGUUAUCAUAAUGACCUCACUCAAAAGAUAAAAGGAAUUGCUGUGAAAAGAGGGAAUGAGGCCAAAGAAGCAGAGAGGAGUUCAGGGAAAGCUGGGCUAAGAAACCCAUGUGUGAGAAGGGAGGUUGGGAGGCAGUCAGGGUGAUGGUCUCGGCUCCAGGCCAGCAGUCCAGAUGGAAGAGGGUAGAACAUACAAGUCAUAAAUUAGGUAUGAAAGGACCAGUAACAUGUUACACAAUUAUUUUAGAUGUCUUCCAUCUGUUUUUGCACUUUUUUUUUUUUUAGCCAGGAGUUGGCCUGGAAAUUUAACAAUAGUUAUAAAAAUGACAAAUAAAUGUGCUCUGGCCCAGCAGUUCCAUUCCGGGAAUUUAUAGGACUGGCACUCUUACAGAUAGCCAACUGUGUGUCAGCAAGGGUUCUCCUGCAAUGUCCUUUGUAAUAGCCAAGAAGAAAAAAAACAUUGGAAACAUCCAGAUGUCAGGCAGUAGGGAUCGCUUAAGAAAAUCAUGAACAUUUCCCAGAGGAACACUAUUCAGCGGGAAAAAGAAUGAGGAGGCCUGGCUUUCUGAACACCGGAAUCUUGGAGCUGUGUUACUAAGUGAAAGACCCAGGGUCUGGAUUAUGAGGGAAGCGUGAGGCUGCUGGGCCCUGUGUGUGAGGCUGUCCACAUGCAUUUCUCAUCUCUGACCAAAGGGCAGUUUGAAGUCCAGUAUGCACCGUGGUUCCAGUGGACAAGUUCUCCAGAGCUGUUUCCAGAAAUAUUUGAUGCCCUGGAGAGCCGUGAGCCCCCUGCGGUUGCUCUUAGCCUCAUGAAGCUGACGGCGUGUCUGGAGCGGGCCCUGGGCGAUGUGUUUUUGCUGGUUGGGAAGGAAUGCCCGUUUCUUUUAAGAGAUCUGCUUGCCUCUGCGGAGCUUGCUCAGGUCUUCGGGCAGCCUGUGAUGGACGUCCUGACGGUCUUGGUGGGCUCUCCGCGCGGACUCAACCUGCGCAACGUCCUGUGGCACGGGUUCGCGGCCCCUCAGGAAGUUCCCCCCAGGUACUGCUCGAUGCUGGUGCUGCUGACCGCGGGGCUGGGCCAGCGGCUGGAGGCCCACCUGCGGCAGACGGAGCGCACGGUGGCCCGUCGGCCGCUCCUCAGGCUCGUGGACUCGGAGGACUGGACCAUCUUCCCUGCUGCUACUGACGAGGUCCUUUCGGUGUGGGAGGAAGUGGUGCGGAAAUCCUCUCUCGUCCUGAGGAUCAUGCUGCCGUACUGGAAAGCCGCGCUGACCAGGUUCCGGGCACACAGGUUCGCCGACUGUGCCGUGCUGCUGCUGACACAGCUGGAGACGGGGCUGCGACACCUGUUCGCCACGGUUAACCGGUGUCCCCGGAGACUUCUGACGGCCGAGUCGGCAGCUCUGUACACCACCUUUGAUGAAAUGCUGGCACAACACCUGAGUGACGGCGAGAUCAAUCAACUUCCUCUUGUCCUCGGGGAGCCUGCCAUGGAGUUCCUCUGGGACUUCCUGAACCACCAGGAGGGCCCGCGCGUGCGGGAUCACCUCAGCCACGGGGAAGUCAGCCUCCCGGAGUUCCCCAGGGGCCUGGCCGAGCAGCUGCUCGCCUUCUCCCUGGUGCUGCUGCUGAGAUUCGCGGAGGAAGACCUGGCGCCAGAGGUCAAGGAGAAGGCUGCAGUGAAGGCGCUGGUCAGGCUGGCGGAGGGCUACCGUGCCCGCUUCCACCCCGUCGCGCUGAUUAAAAAACAGGUGCUGAGCUGCGAGGAGAGCAUCCGGUCGUGGCCUCUGCCGCCUUUGUCUGAGGACGCUGUGAGGGAGGCUGCCCGAUUGGGUGGCAGUGCUGAAGCCAGUGCCUGUGAGCCGCUGGUCAUGAAGAUCAUGUCUGAGCUGUGCCACCACGUGCCCGGGCACCACUGCCCUUUCCAGGGUGUGGAGAGCCUUCCUGUUGAGAGGUGGCCCCGGCCGCUCCCGUAUGUCUGCAGCCUUCGUGUGCCGACCCUGUUCUGCCCCCGGGCCGUCCUGGAGGUGCUGACGGUGCUCCGGAGCAUCAGCUCACGCUGCACCCAGGUGUCCCGGCAGGUGGCGGCCUCCCUGGAGCUCCGGGGCCGGCAGUGGGCGGAGAAGACGCUGCGCUCGCGGCAGAGGCAGAACUUCCUGCGCAUGGUGAGCAGUGUUAAGCUGCUGUCCGCGGUGCUGUCCCUGGUUGUGCUGCUGGUGGCGCUGGAACUGGUCAGUGUUCACGGGGUCUGUGGAGAAGAGCCGUGCGGCCGCCAGCGAUACCUCAGGUUCCUGAAGUCGGUCCUGCAGUUCACCGAGAACCUGGCGGCCUGCACCAGCCCUGGCAGGAACCGGUGGGGCGAGGUGGCCCGGCUCACGCACACGGCGCUGCUGGGCAUCUGGGCCUUCAGCGAGAGGAGGCAGCUGCUCAUCCACGGAGCGGGGGCUCCCGGAGAGCCCGCCCCCACGGACACGGCAGCAGCUUCGUCACUCCAGGAGCCCCCGGGAUGGACGUCACAGACUGCAAACGGGGGUCCAGGGGGGGCGGUUCCAGGGACACGCUUCCCAUGGUGAUGCCGUGUCCUCCGUUAGCACGCCAUCGAGCCCGCGGUCCCCGUGGUGGUGCUGUUCGUAUCCUCCUCCGUCAGCACGCCAUCGAGCACGUGGUCCCCGUGGUGGUGCCGUGUCCUCCUCCGUCAGCACGCCAUCGAGCACGCGGUCCCCGUGGUGGUGCCGUGUCCUCCUCCGUCAGCACGCCAUCGAGCACGCGGUCCCCGUGGUGGUGCCAUGUCCUCCUCCGUCAGCACGCCAUUGAGCACGUGGUCCCCAUGGUGGUGCCGUGUCCUCCUCCGUCAGCACGCCAUCGAGCACGCGGUUCCCGUGGUGGUGCCAUGUCCUCCUCCGUCAGCACGCCAUCGAGCAUGCGGUCCCCGUGGUGGUGCCGUGUCCUCCUCCGUCAGCACGCCAUCGAGCACGCGGUCCCCGUCAGCCCUCGCCCGUCCUCCCAGCCUGCCCUCCGUGGGCCGGUGAGUCCCUGACGGCGUGGGCAGUACAAAGUGGCAGCAUGUUGCUCCCCUGCACUCACUCGUCACCAUCUCUGAGGACAGAGGCCUCCGGCUGCGUGAGCCUCAGAGAGCCCUCGGGGUGGCUCAGGCCUGACAGCUGGCUGCAUGUCCCUGGGACUCCUCGGCGUGGCGAGUGGAGAGGCCCCCCCAGGUCCCCGCCCGGCGGCCACGGCCACGUCGCCCACGGGAGCCUCUCCUGGGGCUGCCACCCCCGAGGCCCUGCAGGGGUGAGAGCAGCCGGCCACGCGCCCCCCGGCGCCAGCACAGAC
Molecule: messenger RNA, 3342 nt
Organism: Pipistrellus kuhlii (Kuhl's pipistrelle)
Lineage: Eukaryota; Metazoa; Chordata; Mammalia; Chiroptera; Vespertilionidae
Gene: ERMARD
Product: ER membrane associated RNA degradation
Exons: 17
Coding region: 681-2582 (633 amino acids)
Source: RefSeq, a predicted model, not a curated record